AUGACCUCUCAGAUUUUCUAUCUGGAGGGCCAAUCCAUCAAUACAAAGAACGUCACCCAGCUGUAUCACCUUCGCCCCACAGUGCACCGCGUGGAACUUGAAUCGGAUUCAUUCCGACAUACCAUUCCGCCAUCAGUGACGACAGGAAUAACCAUUCCUCAGCUCUAUGGCCAAGGUGCUUUCAAUGGGAUCCCUGCGCUUAUUCUUUCCGAUCUUGGUGGGACCACUCUUUUUGACCUGGGUCUAAACAGGUCCCAGAUUGAUGACAGAAUGUUGGAAAAUGAGCUUUACGAAGCUGUCAAAUCGUUGUAUGACCACGGAGUCGAAUACUGGGACGAGAAGCUGGAUAACUAUCUCUUUUGCGAGGAUGGCAAAGUGAGGAUUGUCGAUCUCGAGCUUGUUGAAUUUCCUAAUCCUGAUGAACGUCUCCCUUGGCCAAAAAGCUGUGGCUUGGGCAGUGUGUAUAGUCUGAUGAGAGAAUUCAAAAAUAAAAGAGAUCGACCAACGGAGGCCGAAUACUACGCGAUGUGGAGAAAAGAUAUCGAUGACGAGGCCAAAAGACGCCUAGAGACCCCGUCUACAGGCUCGAUAAGAGAGAAAAUGUGGGGCGUUGGGCCGAUUAAACCUGUGAGUCCGAUUUACAUUGGAGCCGAGUGCUUGCAGGCAUUUGGGGAAACUGGCUUUGGAGGGGAGGCCUGGAAAUAA
This is a messenger RNA of Penicillium verhagenii, 705 nucleotides long. RefSeq lists its product as uncharacterized. The record is from RefSeq and is a predicted model, not a curated record. Bases 1 to 705 code for a protein of 234 amino acids. The transcript is spliced from 3 exons. Lineage: Eukaryota; Fungi; Ascomycota; Eurotiomycetes; Eurotiales; Aspergillaceae.